AUGGAAUCUGCAAGCUAUAUCAGCAGCAACGAAAAUGCCGCCUUUACUCAUAUUCCAGCACAGCUUCCAUUCGUGGAUGAUAUGUUCCAUGAAUCCGUGGCAAAGUGGCCUGACAACAUAGCACUUGUUUGCGCCCACCAAGACCCAGAUCUCUACGAUAUCCCAAGCGUUGCUACACCAAGUCUUCAAGGGGUCGACGGAACUCGACCUGAGGAGAAUCGUCGGUACCUGCGAUGGACGUUCGAAAAUCUCAAGUCCGGUGUCGACAGACUCAAGGUCGGAUUGACAUCUCUAGGUGUUCGGCGCGGCAUGGCUGUCGUGACGUUCAUGCCGAACUGUGCCGAGUAUGUCCUGACGUGGUGGGCGACACGCGGAAUGGGCCUGGUGAUGGCGCCCAUAAAUCCGCGUAAUCUGUCCAAUAAAGAGGAGGUCGCGCACAUGAUUGCUACGAUUAUGAAGGGAACCGGAGAACAACCACCCAUUUUGGUGGCAUUUGAGUCUGAGCAUCUCGAAUCGGAACCACUCAAGAAUGUUCAGGCCUUCGCCAAAAUCGUUGUCUCGUCUCCGUCAUCGCAGUCGCCGACUGAGAAUGUGUUAUUUGGGGACCUCAUGUCGAGUGGAGACAAGAAUGGUAAUGCCACUCAAAUUGGCUGCCAACACAAUCAGCAGCCCACGGACGACGAGAUCCUCUUCACCAGCGGCACAAGCUCGCGGCCUAAAGGGGUCAAGAUCGAGCAUCCCAUUCUGUCAUUGGGCAUGUACAAUUUUGCGAACACGCCCGGCUGUGAGCCCCGACCCGGCGACUUGUGGUUGGCUCUGACGCCCAACAACCAUGGCAUGGGGCGCGGAACGCUCACGUCGUCCAUGUGCUUCGGCGGCGGGACUGUAUAUCCCAGCUACUACUUCGACGCGCAAGACGCUGCGGACGCGCUGCUGAGGGAGCGCUGCACACAUGCGGCACUGGUGCCGACCUUGGUCAGGCUACUGGCCGAUUCCGUAGGCUUGCGGCUCCGGACGGCCGCAACAGACAGAAGUCUCCUGAGGACCAUUUUCCUCAGCGGCGCACCACCUACUCGAGCUGAUAUGCAGGAAUGUGUCGACAUCCUCGGCAUCCAAUCGAUUUCAUCCGUGUAUGGGAUGACUGAGGGGGCCGAAGCGAGUUCUCCCGCGUGUAGUGACUGGAUGAAGCUGUUCAACGAGGAAGGGAUGCUCUCGGUGGGAAUCCCGCGCAGCCGCGGGGCGGCAAUCAAGAUUUGUGCGCCGGAUGCUACGGGGCCUGAUCGACCACCUCUGCCCCUCGGGACUCCGGGUGAGAUUCACUACCACGGGCCUGAACGCCAUCCUCGGUCGGCCAUUUACAUUGGAAAACCAGAUGCAGACAACUCCACCUAUACUGAUGGACAAGGAAGGCGGUGGUUUGUCACAGGCGAUCGGGGCGUCGUCGUCGUCGCUGACGGGAAGCAACUGUAUAUCAUGGGUCGCUGCAAAGACAUGAUUGUUCGCGGCGGGGAAAACAUUGCUCCUGCCGCGAUCGAAUCCUGUCUGGCUGAUAAUCCGGCGCUUGGGUCCCUGUCGAUCCAGAUUGUCGGGACCCCAGACGCGAUCGCUGGAGAAGUCCCCGUCGCCGUUGUGGCAACAAGAUCAGAGAACCUGAGGGAUGUGGCAGACGAAAUCCAUCACACAAUACUCCAGAAGAUGGGCCCAAUUUUCCUUCCCAGCCAGGUCAUCCCGCUGGCAGCACUUGGCAUCACCGAGUGGCCUCGAACAUUGACAGGAAAGAUUCGCAAAGCCGAGGUCGCGGACCUUGUCAACAAAUUGAUCAGAAGCAGCGACAAAGACGUCGAUGAAGGCAGGACGCCACCGAAGAGCGGCCAUGUGGCAAAUGAGGUACUUGGGAUUUGGGCUCGGUCGAUUGGUCUCACGGAGACCAGCCUGACCACACAUCAACCCCUCUCUGAGUUUGCCGACAGUCUCACGAUUGCGCGAGUAAUACGCAGGAUCAAACGAAACAUACCCGGUUGUGGCAGCCUGUCUGCUCAACAGUUGGCACAGUGCGAAACCAUUCAGGCUCAAAUCGACCUUGCUGUGAGAGAAGCAAGAGAGCAAGGAGAUGCUCAUAAUGGCAAAGGUGCCAAAACCAGUCGCGUGUACCCAUCAGAUCAGCUCGGCCCUCCCGGUAUCGAGGACAUGGUCCACCUCACCGAGCAGCCGAACUUGUUCGACCGGACCAAGAAACUAGUACUCAAUACUAUCAGCCAGCACGAGUUUGGUUGGGACGACGUGGAGGAUAUUUUCCCAGCGCAAGCUUGUGUCAGCGAGCUUGCCAGAAGUGGUGUGAUUGAUAGCGCCCGUUUUCACUUCGUCGAUCUAAUGACGGCGGAAAGUGAUGUCGAGCGGGUAAAACAAGCAGUACAGACUAUGCUGUGUAAUAAUCGCAUCCUGGCUUCCUUUGUCGUUUGGGAUCAGGAAGGUCAAUCUGACCUCGAGCGAGAACUAGCACUCCACGUCACGCUUCGGCACGGUGAGAAGUUAUUCGACCGCGUGAUUCAGGUGGCAGGGGCAGUGAAGACAGUUGAAGAUCUCCAACAGCUCGCAAUAAAUUGUCCGGAACCGGAUCGAGCCCUCCUUCCAGGUAUCAACUUCCGGGCGCUCAUCUACACUGUCGAGGAGACAUCGACUGUGGGAUUGCUCUACAUAGAUGCGAGUAGCAUAUGGAUGUUCCAGGAGGAUCUAGAGUGUAUAUUGUCCGCCCAGCAAGUACCACCGCACGUCAACUAUAAGGUCUGGGCCGACAUGUACUACUCGUUCCGCAGCUCUCCCCAGGCCCGUAGUGCCGUUGAUUGGCACGCAAAAUACCUGAGCGGCAUCGGGAACCACCUAGACAGAGCACCGUGGCCGCCGAUACCGCAUCGUGGACCUCUAGAUCCUACGGGGAGAAACUAUCCAGCUGGCAUCCAGUACUCGUUCCAAGCUCCGAACCUCGGUGCGCUGAGGAGACAAUACCCGGGUUUGUCCGCGCCGGUGAUCCUCAAGAGCGCCUUGGCGUUGCUCAACGUGUGGCACACGGGACACACACAUGCCAUAUUCUCGAGCUGUGAGGAUGGACGCACCAAAUGGCCGUUCAUGCCUGCGUUUCGCAGGACACAGAACGAUGGACCCCCUGAUGGUGGCUUGUUCAACGAUGCUCAAGACGUCGCCGGGCCAACUAUCCAGUUCGUGACUAACCUUGUAGAAGUCAGACCCUCCGAGACGGUCGUUGAUUUCCUCCACCGGAUGCAGGACGACCAGGUGAACUUGACAAGACACGCGCACGCGCCGUGGCCAGAAGUCGAGCAGGCUGCCGGCAUGGAGCGCGGCACCAUCAGGCGUAUCUUCACCACGAUGAAGUUCAACUGGGUGCCAGGUUUCGGCGCCCAGGCGCAGACGGAAAAGUCCAAGGAGCCCUUCCAGAAUUUCAAGAUCCUCGCUGCCGUGGCGCGGUGGCGGAUUGGCGCUCUUUGCAGGCUCGGCCUGGGGGGCUCGCAGAAUGAUACCGUGGUCAUGCAUCUGAUGGGGGAUGCCCUGAGUGGGGAGCAGAAAGUGCAUCUGGCCAAGAGGUAA
Messenger RNA from Diaporthe batatas, 3600 nucleotides. RefSeq lists its product as uncharacterized. The transcript is spliced from 4 exons. Gene Ontology annotation, biological process: fatty acid metabolic process. The coding region runs from base 1 to 3600 and encodes 1199 amino acids. NCBI's taxonomy places the organism in Eukaryota, Fungi, Ascomycota, Sordariomycetes, Diaporthales, Diaporthaceae. The record is from RefSeq and is a predicted model, not a curated record. Gene Ontology annotation, molecular function: medium-chain fatty acid-CoA ligase activity.